UAUUUGGACUUGUUCAACUUCUUUUUUGUUUUUUGGCAAGGAGGUCAAUCGGCUACUCAAUUAAUUUGGACACUGUUUUUCUCUCCAUAAAGCCACCCAAAUAUAUCGAAUUAUUUGCUCAUCAACUCGUCACGUCGACGUGGGAAGGUAUCAGAAGAAAUUAAUGUUAGUCAACUUGAUGCUUGCUUUGUAGUGACUCGUGGGAAACUUUUUUUUUUUCCACGAAGUUAACUUUACCAAGAGAAUAAUCAACUUGACGCGGUUGAUCGACUAAAAAUUCCGGCAUAGAAAAUGACUUCGCUGAAUAAAUUGAUGGAUGAAUACCGAGUCAACCAUUCCGCGUUCAGCGAGGUAGGUUUUGAAUGGAAAAAGUCGCGUGGCUACGGGGGUGUGGAAAUUGGCCCUGGCUUUGUCUUCCAAUUUCGUCGUAGAAAAUCACAUCCUUUCCGUUCUCUUUAUUUCAUCCUCCCUCUACCUUGAUUUCUGAAGCCAUCCUCAUCGAUUCCUCUCCAAGCUUCGGCCAUGGAGCUUGCCAUCCUCUUCCUCGUCGUGUUCUCCUCCUCCUCCCUGUUGCAGCACGCCACCGCCCAAACGUGUGACGCUGCGAUUACCUUCUCCAACGACAAGUUAUACACUGCCUGCAACGUCCUUCCCUACCACAGCGCCUCCCUCCACUGGAACUACUUCGCCUCCAAUGGUACCGUCGACAUCGCCUACCGCGCAUCGGGGUCUUCCGCCAGCUGGGUCGCCUGGGCCAUCAACCCCAACAGCGCCGGCAUGAUCGGGGCCAACGCUUUCCUCGCCUUCACCAACACCACCACCGGCAACGUCGCUGUCUUCGCCACCCGCUUCACUAGCUACAGCGUCCAGGCCGCCGAUGUCCGGGACGAGGAAUUGGCCUUCACGGUGUACGACAAGCGGGCGGAGUACUCCAACGGCUACUACACCAUCUACGCCUCCCUGGAGCUGCCGGGAAACACCACGAGGCAGAACACAGUGUGGCAGGCUUCAUCGGAUUUUAGCGACGGAGUUCCCAACGGUCACCCUCUCAGCACAGCCAACAGACAGUCGAUGUCUACGCUGGACUUCCUCUCCGGCCAGACCGCUUCCGGCGGAGGCAAUUCGAGGCUGCAUCGCAAGAACAUUCAUGGAGUCAUAAACGCCAUCAGCUGGGGAAUUCUACUCCCGACUGGAGCCAUCAUCGCAAGGUACGUGAAGGUGUUCCAGUUCGCCGACCCGGCGUGGUUCUACCUCCACGUCGCUUGCCAGUGCUCGGCCUACGUGGUAGGCCUCGCCGGUUGGAUUCUCGGCCUCAAGCUCGGCAGCCAGUCGAAGGGAAUCACCUACCACAAGCACAGGGACAUCGGCAUCGCCCUCUUCUGCCUCGCCACCGUGCAGGUGUUUGCUCUGUUUUUGAGGCCCGACAAGAAUCACAAGUACAGAUGGUACUGGAACAUCUACCACUACGCGGUCGGAUACGCCGUCAUAAUCCUCAGCAUCGUCAACGUCUUCGAGGGCUUCGACAUCUUGGACCCUGCCAAGAAGUGGAAGAACGCUUACAUCGCCGUCAUCGCUACGCUGGGCGGCGUUGCGCUUGUUCUGGAGGCCUUCACUUGGGCCGUCGUUACCAGGAGGAGGAGCUCCGAGAAGCCUCAUAAUGGCGACAAUACCACAAACGGGUUUUAUGCUUGAAGACUACAACUACACGAUCAAUUGGUGUUAUUUAGAUAAUAGAUGCGUAGGGAGAGAGAGAGAGAGAUACCUGGCAGAUCAUUCUUGCUUAAUUUUUUUUGUACUACAACUUAAUCCAUGGAAAUUAGCUUAUUCAACGUGCA
Zingiber officinale is the source of this 1835-nucleotide messenger RNA. Its product is annotated as cytochrome b561 and DOMON domain-containing protein At5g47530-like. The coding region runs from base 523 to 1692 and encodes 389 amino acids. Lineage: Eukaryota; Viridiplantae; Streptophyta; Magnoliopsida; Zingiberales; Zingiberaceae. The record is from RefSeq and is a predicted model, not a curated record. The transcript is spliced from 2 exons.